AUGUCGAUUGUACCUAUAAUAACUUUCAAGGCCGGUAUCUGUGAGGCCGACACCUCCAGUAAACCUUAUAAGGUCAAGCCCCAGGCGAUACCUGGCUACAUUUAUCUCUAUUCCGAAGAUGACUUGAUCCACUUCUGCUGGCGUGAGCGCAGUGCCGCCAUGGACGCCCCCGACCUCGACCUUGUCAUGGUACCUAUGGACGGCGAAUUCGUUCCCCAUACACCUGCCGACCAACCCACAGCGAAGACCAACGGUCGUGUCUUCGUUCUCAAGUUCGGUUCCUCAUCCCAGAGACACUUCUUCUGGUUGCAGUCAAAGCCCCAAUCCCGCAACGGCGACCCCAGCUGGUUCAGCCCACGCGACAAGAAGAUCGGCGAAAUUGUCAAUGCACUCCUUCAGGGUGAGGACGUUGACGUUGGUAGAGAGCUGGCGCAAGUCCACAACACCGAAGACAGGCGGGACGAUGAUGAUGACGAGACAAUGGAAGAUGCAGAGGGCCAGGGAGACCGGAACGAUCAAUCCCGUGGAGCUAGCGGCGGUGCUGGGCCCGGUGCUACUGGCGGCGACGUUCGUGAAGAGGGCGAAAAUGCUAGAGAGGGAGGAAGCGACGGUGCUCGAGCCGCUGCUGGAGGCGGUAACACCGAUGCGGAUGCUGCUGUUCGAAACUUCUUAGCCUCAUUACAAGGUAACUCUGCCUUGAGCCAAUCUCAACAGGGCGGGCAGCAACACGCGGACAAGCCCUUCCCAUACCUGAAUCACUUGCUUCCGAACGAGAUCACCAUUCCGAUGCUUCGGUCAGCUUCUGAGGAGUAUAUCGAUAGUCUACUUAGCUUCCUGCCACCAGCAAUACUCGUUCUGGCCACCGAUUCUGACGACUUGGGUGACUCGGAGCCCACCGCCGAGGCAGCUGCAGCUGCGAAGGCCACUCUGAGUCUGGCAGAGAAGAAAACCUUGCUUGAGAGGGUUCUCAGGAGUCCCCAGUUUCAUCAGGCUUUGGGCAGCCUGACUAUGGCCCUUCGGGAUGGCGGUCUUCCCACUGUUGCAGAGGCACUCAAGGUCAAGGUACCCAACGGUGGUUACAUGAGGGGCGGUGCCAUGCCCCUUGGGGGCGGUGAAGCUGUGGAGGCGUUCGUUGAAGGCGUCAAAUCAACGGUCAAGGAGAAUAAGCAAGCUUAG
Messenger RNA from Colletotrichum truncatum, 1176 nucleotides. RefSeq lists its product as uncharacterized. NCBI's taxonomy places the organism in Eukaryota, Fungi, Ascomycota, Sordariomycetes, Glomerellales, Glomerellaceae. Gene Ontology annotation, molecular function: proteasome binding; endopeptidase activator activity. The record is from RefSeq and is a predicted model, not a curated record. Gene Ontology annotation, cellular component: proteasome regulatory particle, lid subcomplex; cytoplasm; nucleus.